Molecule: messenger RNA, 1390 nt
Organism: Hibiscus syriacus
Lineage: Eukaryota; Viridiplantae; Streptophyta; Magnoliopsida; Malvales; Malvaceae
Product: AAA-ATPase At3g50940-like
Exons: 2
Coding region: 13-1341 (442 amino acids)
Molecular function (GO): ATP binding; ATP hydrolysis activity
Source: RefSeq, a predicted model, not a curated record
AGAAAACAAGAAAUGUGGCUCUCAGCCAAAACAAUGCCUUCGUACGAAGCCAUUCUCUCAGCAACUGCCUCCCUCACCGCUUCAGCCAUUCUCUUACGAACCAUCGCCGGUGAUCUCAUCCCAGAAACCAUCAAAGAUAGUUUCUUUUUACAUCUUCAAAAGAUUCCGUCCUCUUUAUCUUCUCAGCUCACGGUUGUCAUCGAAGAAUCCGACGGUCUCACGGCCAAUCAAAUCUUCCACGCCGCCAAUCUUUACUUGGGCGAAAAGCUUUCAUCUUCGACGCGGAGGAUCAAAGUUAACAAGCCCGAAAAAGAGAGCGGACUGCAAGUGAUCACCGACAAGAAUCAAGAACUGCUCGAUGUUUUCAAAGGCGUGAAGAUGAAGUGGGUGUUGUUGUCUUCUUCAAGGAUUCAUGGGUCAAUCAAAAACAACACAAAAGAUGGGAUCUUGAAGGUGGACAUAUGCUACUUCGAGCUGAGCUUUCAAAAGAGAAACAGAGAAAUGGUUUUGAGUUCAUACUUACCUUACGUUCUUCAAAAGGCAAAAGAGAUUAAAGAAAAGAAGAAGACAUUGAAGCUUCAUACGGUUGAGUAUCAGGGUAUAGAUUAUUGGGGUUCCAUCAAUCUUGAUCAUCCAGCAAGCUUCGAGACAAUGGCAAUGGAUCCGACGAUGAAGACUGCACUGAUUGAAGAUCUUGAUAGGUUUACGAGAAGACGAGAGUUUUAUAGGAGAGUAGGGAAGGCUUGGAAACGUGGGUAUUUGCUAUAUGGACCACCUGGUACAGGGAAGUCGAGCUUGGUUGCUGCCAUGGCUAAUUAUCUGAGGUUUGAUGUUUAUGAUUUGGAUAUAAAGGAAGUUCAAUGCGAUUCGGAUUUGAGAAGAUUGUUGAUCGGUACAGGUAAUCGAUCUAUAAUAGUCAUUGAAGACAUUGAUACAUCACUAGAUUCUGCUGAAGAUGAAAAGGUACAGGUUACUUUAUCUGGUCUGCUGAACUUCAUUGAUGGAUUGUGGUCAAGUUGUGGGGAUGAGAGGAUAAUAGUGUUCACAACCAAUCACAAGGACCGUAUUGAUCCAGUGCUGCUAAGACCUGGACGCAUGGAUAUGCAUCUUCACAUGUCUUAUUGCACAUUUAGUGGUUUCAAAACACUGGCUUCUAACUAUUUGGGAAUCCAAGACCAUCAAUUUUUUGAUGAAAUCAAAGGUUGGUUAGACAAGAUUGAAGCAACACCAGCUGAGGUUGCAGGAGAGCUUAUGAAAUAUGAAGAUCCAGAUAUUGCUCUUCCGGGACUUAUCAAAUGGUUUCAUAACAAGGCAACACUGAGAUGCAGCAGAGAAGUUUAAACAUCCAAAAUGUUUAUGACCUGCUUGUGUUGUAAUAUGUGUUAUUGAC